This is a messenger RNA of Bactrocera dorsalis (oriental fruit fly), 1217 nucleotides long. RefSeq names its product anionic trypsin-2-like. The record is from RefSeq and is a predicted model, not a curated record. The transcript has 3 exons. The coding region runs from base 186 to 1112 and encodes 308 amino acids. Gene Ontology annotation, biological process: proteolysis. Gene Ontology annotation, molecular function: serine-type endopeptidase activity. Lineage: Eukaryota; Metazoa; Arthropoda; Insecta; Diptera; Tephritidae.
GGUUAAAAUAUUUAUUAUUUAUGUACAUACAUAGUAUGUAUGUACAUACAAACUAACUUCAACCGAACUUAGACUUUUUCACCUUUUCACUUUCGAAUACAUAUCGAUUUCAUUUGUUUAGUCUCACAUCAAUCAUGAAAUUAUUAUUAUAAUUGGUAUUGAAUCCUGUUUAUAAGAAAUUGAAAAUGUGUUCUAUGAAAAAUAUUCUAGUGUCAAUAAUUUUGUUCAACAUUUUACGUUUGGAAACAUGUCUUUGUGCAAAUUUCAAUAGAAAGAUGAUAAUGGAAGAUGCUAAAGAAAAAUAUAGAUUUUUGAUAACCGGCGGUUAUCGUCCUAAGACAGAUAAUUUGGCAAAAUAUGUUGUCUCCAUACGAGGAAAAAAACAUAAAUGGUUUUUUGGAGAUGAUCACAAUUGUGGUGGCUCCAUAAUUUCACCCAAAGUCAUUCUGACCGCAGCACAUUGUGUUUGUAUGGGCGAUAGCCGGAUAGAAUUGAGAUCAUUGAAACCGUCUGAUUUAUUGGUUGUAGCUGGAACUCCGAGGCGCUUGGUUGUUACUGAAAAAACACAAGCCUUAAAAGUUGAUAAAAUUAUUAGUCACGCCUACUACGACCCUGAGACUAAUCGAAAUGAUAUUGCUUUGUUGUUGUUGCUAAAAAAUAUAUAUGAAGACGGUGUUUCAGCACAGCGGAUUAGUCUGCAAACCAACAUAUUACCUCCGUAUACAAAAUGCAUCUUGCUUGGAUGGGGUCGAAUUUUUACCUUCGGUCCAAUACCAGAUUUAAUAUUACACACUGAUACUUAUAUUUUGCCAACGGAACUCUGUAAAGUUAGUUAUAUACACUUUGGUUUUGGCAUGAUGUGUGCUAACAAUGAGGAUGAUUUUGAAAAAGAUUCGUGCACUGGUGAUUCAGGUGGUCCGCUGAUAUGUAAUGGAUCUUUAACGGGUAUUGUUUCUUUUGGAUUUGGCUGUGGUGUGCCCUAUCGUGCUGGUUAUUAUACUAAUGUGACUUCGUAUCUUGAUUGGAUUCGUGAAAAUGGAUUCGGUAAAUUAAGCUCUGUAAACUUUAUAUCGCUAAUUCUGUUACAAAUUAUCAUAAUAGAAGGAAUGUGAAGUAAAAAAUAAUAUGAAUAUUAGUUAUUAUUGGUCGUGGUUCAAUUCCAAGUUCACUGAAGGUGUUAUUGACCUUUUGAUGCUCUUAGGAGGCGGUUCCGCCUA